CCCCGGAUUGCUAGCGUUCAUUUUAGCCCGACGGCCAGUCCUUGGAGGCUCAACGUCAUGAGACUCUUCGGUCCAGUCUUCAAAGCAGCCCAAUAUCAACAUUUUACGUAUUGGCUUGGUCUUUUAUUGCUCCUGACAACCACACACACGGGGGUAUAGCAAUGUUAUCAAGAUAAAAUCAACAGCCCUGAGGCUUUUCAUCGCCAUGCCUCAGCCGCAGGACAAUGCGCGCCUCGUCUUCCUUAUUAUCCUGCUCUUCUGGGUUGCCACAAAUCCAGAUACCGGUCCCGGCUUCGUCGCGGCUCCCUCGCUGACUAAGGCUCGGCUUGUGAGACAGCGACAUGCCCAUGGUAUUCUGAACAGUACGCAUUGGGGUGACUUCUCUCCACAGGUUGCCAAUGAGACAACCGGGGUGGCAGCAGGGUAUCUGAACCUGACGGGCUUUAGGCAAGAGGACGGCUUCGUCUGGCAGGAGGACUUUGGGCGCCUCAGGAACCGCUGCGAGGAAUGGAGUCAGCAUGCUGUUGGUCUGCCUACAGCUCCCGCGCCCGUGUGGCAGAAUGUGACGGGGAUUGUGCGUGGUCCUUGGGUUAGGAAGGAUGCUUCGGUGCCUAGGUAUCACUCGAAUUACAACCUGACCGAGAUGACCCCUGGCAUUGACUGGGUGACAUGGGGAGGUGACUGGGGGAGGAAUGUCACGGGACCGGAGGGCAAGAUGAUGUUGAGGAUCGAGGACGACGGAGAUGACGACAUGGAGACGGAAGCGCUGGGAUCUACAGGAUUGCCACCGACCCACAUCAGGGCGAGAGAGGUGUCGGCUACGGUCACCAUCGACGAUGACGCAGGCAGUGGUAACAGCUUUGAAAUGCGGCUUCAUGGCGUCCACUGGCCUCGUCAAGGUGCAUUGCUGCUGACGACGACGAGUGAGAAGUUCGCCGGCAUCUUCGGAUUGCCUCACCUCACUACGCGUCAGGAGUUCUUCGAGUCUAGCCAGGCUCUCUUGAACAGAACUUUGGACAAGGUUCUCUCUAGAAAAGAGAAGCGCUCAUUUAGUGAUCCGGUGAACCCGUGGGCCUCUAGUCUGGACGCCCCGGGGGAAACUUGGAAUCCGUCACCGCAUUGCGAAUACAUCGCUUACGUACAGGUAUAUCCGCCUGAGAAUGACGUACUCAGAGUCCAGCCCGCUCUUGCUGGUCCCGAAGGUGUCGCGAAAGCCAUCGAGGAGAUUGAAAAUGAGCUGCGUUUUCCCCAAGGAGCUCCUCAGCAGGGUAGGCCAAAGCUUCGGAUGUCUGCUAUGGUGUUCUCACCGGACUGUGCCUUCUUACUGGAAACAAAAGGGCCACCGGAUUAUCCGCAGGCAGAUGGAGACCAUCUCGCCGGAUGGAAGCAGGAGUUUUGGCUCCACAGCGUGAGCACCUGGCUAUUAGGUUUUGCCCUGAUCAUCUUCAUCCAGGUCCAGCUGCUCAAGUUGCAGAUGCGGGAAACCUCGACACCGUCUACAUUGGGACGCAUCAGCUUCCACACUGGCAGUAUUAUGCUUCUUGCAGACGGCGUUAUCCUUGCUGGGUCAGCUGCGUGGAGUCUCUCGGCAACAACGACCAUGCUGCCAUCAUUGGUUGUCACUUGUGCCGCCUUCUUGUCCAUGACCGUCGGAGUCACUUUCUUGGCCGAGAUAUACAAGGUGCAGGAACCAGAAUGGCGAAGACGGGACAGAGAGCGUGAGCGGGAAAGGCAAGCCGCAUCUACCACCAAUAACACUCCAAGGCCAGCGUCAACUCCUACACCUCCUACGGCCGCACCAGGUGCAGCUUCGACUCCAGGGCCGAACACAAUCCUGUCGACGGCCGCCCGCCGCGCAAUCCCUCGUCCCCCUUCACCACCCAUCAUCAUCCCCUCGGAUCAAGACAUUGAUGCCGAGAUUGAAGAGGUCACCAACAACCCGACGGCCAUCCUUCCGGCUCCUGCAACUGCCGGCAACAACACCACACCAGCGGCAGCGAACUCCAGCAUCACACUGAGUAACAUAUUCGGCCGCUUCAUCAUGGCAGGCAUCACCCUGUUGUUCCUGACCCUCGCCGCCGUAACCUGGCGCCCGCACUUCCGCUCCAUCUACUUCAACCUCCUUGUCUUCAGCUAUCUAUCCCUCUGGGCGCCGCAGAUCUACCGCAACAUCUACCGCAACUGCCGGCACGCCCUCUCGUGGCGCUUCGUCAUCGGCCAGAGCUGUUUACGCCUCCUUCCCAUCUCGUACUUCUACCUAGUUAAGGACAACUUUGCCUUUGCGCAGCCCGACUGGACCGCAUUCGCCGUCCUCGCCGGCUGGGUCUGGAUCCAGAUCUGGGCGCUCGUCUUCCAGAGCGUGCUGGGGCCCCGCUUUGGAGUGCCGAAGGGUUGGAUGCCCGAGGCGUGGGAGUAUCAUCCUAUUUUGCGCGAGGAUAAUGUUGAGUCGGGAGGAUUGCCCAUCGGGCUUGUGCUCGCGGCUUCGGGGUCGGAGAGUCCUACUUUCGAGAGGCGGGAUAGCAAUGCUGGCAGUGGUGGGGGAGGGGACAAGAAAAACACGCGCGUACAUGUCAUCGACUGCGCCAUUUGUCGCGAGACCCUUGAGGUACCCAUUAUAAAGGCGGGGACCGGGGAUCCGACAGCAGGAGGCGUGGCGGGCGUGUUUGAAAGGAGGAAGUAUAUGGUUACGCCGUGCAGGCAUGUGUUUCAUAGUGUUUGUUUGGAAGGGUGGAUGAGGUUCAGGUUGCAGUGUCCGAUUUGUCGGGAGGAGUUGCCCCCUCUGUAGGGGACAGGUGUUCUUAGCAGAGGCGGUUGCUGUUUGUAUAUGAGUAGGAAUAGGGGCUAUCAGAAUUGAUGUAUGGUCAACUGGUAUUUCUGGUCUGG
Pseudomassariella vexata is the source of this 2883-nucleotide messenger RNA. RefSeq lists its product as uncharacterized. The record is from RefSeq and is a predicted model, not a curated record. The coding region runs from base 206 to 2785 and encodes 859 amino acids. The transcript has a single exon. Gene Ontology annotation, molecular function: zinc ion binding. NCBI's taxonomy places the organism in Eukaryota, Fungi, Ascomycota, Sordariomycetes, Amphisphaeriales, Pseudomassariaceae.